AUGCAUUUUUUUUUUUUUUUUUUUUUUUUUUGCCUUUGGAUAUAUUCCCAUAUUUGGUUAUUUCUCUAUUUCCACUUCUUUCUUUGUUUUCAUCAUUUCUUUCUCCAUAAAUUUCUUUCUUUCUUUCUUUCUUUCUUUCUUUCUUUCUUUCUUCUGUUUUUUUUUCUUUCUUUCUUUUCGUCACUUCUUUCUCUAUUAACCAUAAUCAUUUCUUUCUUUUUCAUUGAUUUUUUCUUUCCUUGUCUUUCUUUUUGUUACUAUUUUUUCUGUCUUAAACCAAUCAUGAUUCUCAUUCUUUUUCUUUGUCACUUUCUUUCUUUUUCUUUUUCACUUUUAUUCUUUCUUUUUGUCAUUUCUUUUUUCAUUUUGAUUUACUUCUUACUGUCACAUUUUCUCUCUCUCUUUUUCUUUCUUUCUUUCUUUUUUAUUUAUUUGUUUCAUUCUUUCUUUCUUUUCAUUCUUUCUUUUAACUUAUUCCUUGUAUCUUUCUUUUCUAUUUCUUUAUCUUUCGCAACAUACAUUUUCUUUUUUUUUCUUUUGCAACAUUUUCUUUAUUCUUUCAUUUUAAUUUCUCAAAUUUCCAUUUAUUUCUCUUUUCUGCAUAAACAUUAUGUCUUUUUUCAUUCUUUCUUUCACAUAGUUAUAACUUUUCCUUUUUUUCUCAUUCAACAUUUAUUACUUUCUUUCUCUUUCUUUUUCUUUCUAAUAUUGGUUUUCUUACUCUCUUUAUUCAUUUGGCAACUCUCUUCCUUCAUUACAUUUCUUUCUUUCUUUCUUUCUUUCUUUCUUUCACAACAACCUCUUUUUUAUUUAUCUCUAUUUUUCUUCCUUUCUCACUUUGGACUUUCUUUCGUUCUUCAGUUAUAUAUUUAUCACCAUUAUCUCUUCGUUUCUUUCUUUUUCAACGUUCACUUUUAUUCUUUACUCUUAGCCACAGGAAGAAGGAACUGGAAUCGGGGACCAAAAGAUUAUGUUUCACAAGUCUUCCAUGCAGAGGAGCUUCCGAAAACCCGCCUUUCUCUCUGCUUGCUUCAAUCUAUCCCUUUCAUCUCUUCCCUUCUUCUUUAUUCUAUUUCCUUACAUCGUUCGAAGCGUUCUCGUUCUCAUUUUCUUUUUCUUUUCUCCCAAACUUACAUCACUACAGCACCCCCUUUCUCUAUCAUCGACCAUUCAUCACACCAUCUGUCCGCAACCAAUGGUGACAGGCCUCUUUUAAGGGAUUUCAUUUCUUCAUGGUCGACAAUGCAAAAAAGUGGGAACAGGAUUUUCCGAGAGAUUUGUUUCUCUCUCUCUCUUCUCUCUCUCUUCUCCCUCUCUCUCUCUCUCUCUCUCUCUCUCUCUCUCUCUCUCUCUUGCAGAGAUUCGUCAACAAGUUUUUACUUCUCAUUACUUUAA
Molecule: messenger RNA, 1395 nt
Organism: Acanthosepion pharaonis
Lineage: Eukaryota; Metazoa; Mollusca; Cephalopoda; Sepiida; Sepiidae
Source: the annotation of a GenBank genome assembly